This is a messenger RNA of Gastrolobium bilobum, 5976 nucleotides long. RefSeq names its product callose synthase 3-like. Gene Ontology annotation, molecular function: 1,3-beta-D-glucan synthase activity. Gene Ontology annotation, biological process: (1->3)-beta-D-glucan biosynthetic process. NCBI's taxonomy places the organism in Eukaryota, Viridiplantae, Streptophyta, Magnoliopsida, Fabales, Fabaceae. The coding region runs from base 80 to 5836 and encodes 1918 amino acids. The record is from RefSeq and is a predicted model, not a curated record. The transcript is spliced from 44 exons. Gene Ontology annotation, cellular component: 1,3-beta-D-glucan synthase complex; plasma membrane.
UAGCUUUUAUUUCCUUCUCGGAUGUUAUAACAGGAUAGGAAGAGAAAGGAGAGAGAGAGAGAGAGACAGUUUGAUCGGAAUGUCGUCCUCGUCUUCGAGGGGGGCGGGGCCCUCGGAGCCGCCGCCGCGGAGGCAGAUCAUGCGGACGCAGACUGCUGGGAACCUGGGAGAGUCCAUAUUUGACAGUGAAGUUGUGCCUUCUUCUCUCGUCGAGGUUGCACCCAUUCUUCGUGUUGCUAAUGAAAUCGAGAAGACCCAUCCCAGAGUUGCUUAUCUCUGCCGCUUUUAUGCCUUUGAGAAAGCUCAUAGGUUGGACCCCACUUCAAGCGGUCGUGGUGUUCGCCAAUUCAAAACCGCCCUUCUUCAACGCCUUGAAAGAGAAAAUGAUCCAACACUGAAGGGAAGGGUAAAGAAAAGUGAUGCUCGUGAGAUGCAGAGUUUCUAUCAGCACUACUACAAAAAAUAUAUUCAAGCUUUACAAAAUGCUGCUGAUAAAGCUGACCGUGCACAGCUUACCAAGGCAUAUCAGACUGCUAAUGUUCUUUUCGAGGUUUUGAAGGCUGUUAACGUGACCCAAUCUAUGGAAGUUGAUCGCGAGAUUUUGGAGACCCAAGAUAAAGUUGCUGAGAAGACUGAGAUCUUAGUCCCUUACAAUAUUCUUCCUCUUGAUCCUGAUAGUGCAAAUCAGGCUAUAAUGAAAUUUCCUGAGAUCCAAGCUACUGUACAUGCUCUUCGUAACACUAGGGGUCUUCCCUGGCCUAAGGACUACAAGAAAAAAAAAGAUGAAGACAUUCUAGAUUGGCUUGGAUCGAUGUUUGGAUUUCAGAAGCACAAUGUUGCAAAUCAGAGAGAGCAUUUGAUCUUAUUGCUUGCUAAUGUUCACAUAAGACAAUUUCCAAAGCCUGAUCAGCAGCCAAAGUUGGAUGAGCCUGCACUGUUAGAAGUGAUGAAGAAACUGUUCAAGAAUUAUAAAAAGUGGUGCAAGUAUUUGGAUCGGAAAAGUAGUCUUUGGUUACCAACCAUACAGCAAGAAAUGCAGCAGCGCAAACUACUAUACAUGGGUCUGUAUCUUCUAAUAUGGGGUGAAGCUGCCAACCUAAGAUUCAUGCCAGAAUGCCUUUGUUAUAUAUAUCAUAAUAUGGCUUUUGAAUUGUAUGGUAUGCUUGCUGGUAAUGUAAGUCCAAUGACUGGAGAGAAUGUCAAGCCAGCAUAUGGAGGUGAAGAGGAGGCCUUCUUACGGAAAGUGGUCACUCCUAUUUAUGAUGUGAUUGCAAAGGAAGCUGGACGAAGCAAAAAGGGAAGGUCAAAGCAUUCACAAUGGAGGAACUAUGAUGAUUUAAAUGAAUAUUUCUGGUCUGCCGAUUGUUUUCGGUUAGGUUGGCCAAUGCGUGCUGAUGCUGAUUUCUUUUGUCUGCCAGCUGAGCAGCUACAUAUUGACAAAUCUAACGAUGACAAGCCAGCUAACAGAGACAGAGGGAUUGGGAAAGUGAAUUUUGUUGAGAUAAGGUCAUUUUGGCACAUUUUCAGAAGUUUUGACCGCAUGUGGAGUUUUUUCAUUCUGUGUUUACAGGCUAUGAUUAUAAUUGCUUGGAAUGGAUCUGGGGAUCCAAGUGUAAUCUUCAAUGGUGAUGUAUUCAAGAAUGUCUUAAGUGUGUUUAUAACAGCAGCUAUAUUGAAGUUUGGCCAAGCUGUUCUUGAUGUAAUCCUAAGUUGGAAAGCACACCAGAGUAUGUCACAUUAUGUCAAGUUACGAUACAUUCUAAAAGUUGUUGCAGCUGCAGCAUGGGUGGUUGUUCUGUCAGUUACUUAUGCGUAUUCAUGGGAUAAUCCUCAUGGGUUUGCUCAAAUCAUCAAAAGUUGGUCGAACUACAGGAUUGUGAUGCUAAUUAUGUGGUGGUCACAGCCUCGUCUGUAUGUUGGUAGGGGAAUGCAGGAGAGCUCAUUUUCGAUUUUCAAGUACACGGUGUUUUGGGUCCUACUUAUAAUUACGAAGUUGGCUUUCAGUUACUAUAUAGAGAUAAAACCUCUGGUGGGACCUACGAAAGCUAUAAUGAGUGUAAAAAUCUCGACUUUCCAGUGGCAUGAAUUCUUUCCCCAUGCUAGGAACAAUAUUGGCGUUGUAGUUGCACUUUGGGCUCCAAUUAUUCUUGUAUACUUUAUGGAUACCCAAAUUUGGUAUGCCAUAUUCUCAACCUUAUUUGGUGGGAUUUAUGGUGCAUUCCGUCGCCUUGGGGAGAUACGGACCUUAGGAAUGCUUAGGUCUCGUUUUCAAUCAUUGCCUGGUGCCUUCAAUGCCAGUUUGAUUCCAGAGGAAACGAAGGAGCCAAAGAAAAAAGGAUUAAAGGCCGCUUUUUCUCAUAGAUUUGCUGAGAUCCCAUCAAACAAAGGGAAGGAACCUGCAAGGUUUGCACAAUUGUGGAACCAAAUAAUUACUAGUUUCAGAGAGGAAGAUCUUAUUAGUAAUAGGGAGAUGGACCUUUUGCUUGUUCCUUAUUGGGCUGAUACUCAGUUGAACCUUAUACAAUGGCCCCCUUUUCUACUUGCUAGCAAGAUCCCAAUUGCACUAGAUAUGGCCAAGGACAGCAAUGGAAAGGAUCGAGAGCUGAGAAAGAGAAUUGAGGCAGACGACUACAUGUCUUGUGCUGUCCGUGAGUGCUAUGCUUCAUUUAAGAGCAUUAUUAACCAAAUGGUUCAAGGGCCACGGGAGAUACCGGUUAUAGAGUACAUGUUCGAUGAAGUAGACAAACAUAUAGAAGCGGGUAAAUUGAUAUCUGAAUUCAAAAUGAGUGCUCUUCCUAGCCUCUAUGGACAGUUUGUUCAGCUAAUAAAAUAUUUGUUGGAAAAUAGUCAGAAAGAUAGGGACCAAGUUGUGAUUUUAUUCCAGGACAUGCUGGAGGUUGUGACAAGAGAUAUAAUGAUGGAGGAUCAGGAUCAUAUAUUUAGUUUGGUAGAUUCAAGCCAUGGAGGAUACGGACAUGAGGGGAUGCUUCCCCUUGAGCCUGAGCCACGGCACCAGUUAUUUGCAUCUGAAGGAGCUAUCAAUUUUCCAAUUGAACCAUUGACGCCAGCUUGGACAGAGAAGAUUAAUCGGCUUUUCUUGCUACUUACGACAAAAGAAUCUGCAAUGGAUGUACCAUCUAACUUAGAAGCAAGAAGGCGUAUUUCUUUCUUCUCAAAUUCUUUGUUUAUGGACAUGCCUGUGGCACCAAAAGUUCGCAACAUGCUUUCAUUCUCGGUUUUAACACCAUAUUAUACAGAAGAGGUUCUCUUCUCAUUACAUGAUUUGGAUUCACCGAAUGAAGAUGGUGUUUCAAUACUGUUCUACUUGCAAAAGAUUUUUCCAGAUGAGUGGAACAACUUUCUUGAGCGAGUGAAGUGCUCUAGUGAGGAGGAACUUAAAGGGAAUGAAUCCGACGAGUUAGAAGAACUUCGUCUUUGGGCAUCAUAUAGAGGGCAAACUUUGACUAGAACUGUAAGAGGUAUGAUGUAUUAUAGAAAAGCUUUGGAGCUCCAAGCUUUUCUUGAUAUGGUCAAAGAUGAAGACUUGAUGGAAGGUUAUAAAGUCAUAGAAAACUCAGAUGAUAACUCAACGGGGGAAAGGUCAUUGCGGACUCAGUGUCAAGCAGUAGCUGAUAUGAAAUUCACAUACGUGGUAUCAUGCCAACAAUAUGGCAUUGACAAGCGAUCUGGUGCUGCUCGUGCACAUGACAUAUUAAGGCUUAUGACAAGAUAUCCUUCACUUCGAGUUGCCUAUAUUGAUGAGGUGGAGGAACCUAUCAAAGACAGUAGACAGAAAAAGAUCAACAAGGUUUACUACUCUUGCUUGGUGAAGGCUAUGCCAAAAUCCAGUAAUUCUUCGGAGCCUGAGCAGAAUCUGGACCAGGUCAUAUAUAAAAUAAAGCUACCUGGACCAGCGAUUUUGGGUGAGGGUAAGCCUGAAAAUCAGAAUCAUGCCAUAAUUUUCACACGUGGAGAAGGCUUGCAAACAAUAGAUAUGAACCAGGAUAACUAUAUGGAAGAAGCUUUGAAAAUGAGAAAUUUGUUGCAAGAAUUUCUUAAGAAGCAUGACGGUGUGAGGUUCCCAAGUAUUCUUGGACUUAGGGAGCAUAUAUUUACUGGAAGUGUUUCUUCCCUUGCAUGGUUCAUGUCAAAUCAAGAAACAAGUUUCGUGACAAUUGGUCAGAGAUUGUUGGCUAAUCCCUUGAGGGUUCGUUUCCACUAUGGUCAUCCUGAUGUCUUUGAUAGGCUUUUUCACCUUACAAGAGGGGGUGUCAGUAAAGCCUCCAAGGUUAUCAAUCUGAGUGAAGAUAUUUUUGCUGGCUUCAACUCUACACUCCGUGAAGGAAAUGUUACUCAUCAUGAAUACAUACAAGUUGGGAAGGGAAGAGAUGUGGGUCUCAACCAGAUUUCUAUGUUUGAAGCAAAGAUAGCCAAUGGCAAUGGAGAGCAAACACUAAGUCGAGAUGUAUACCGACUUGGGCACCGUUUUGACUUCUUCAGAAUGCUGUCCUGUUACUUCACCACUGUUGGAUUCUAUUUCAGCACUCUUAUAACCGUUCUCACUGUUUAUGUAUUCCUCUAUGGUCGCCUUUAUCUUGUUCUCAGUGGGCUUGAAGAAGGUUUGAGUACACAAAAAGCCGUUCGAGACAAUAAGCCUCUUCAAGUGGCUCUGGCUUCUCAGUCAUUUGUUCAAAUUGGAUUUUUAAUGGCCUUGCCCAUGUUGAUGGAAAUAGGCUUGGAAAGGGGCUUCCGAACUGCACUCAGUGAGUUCAUCUUAAUGCAGUUGCAGCUGGCCCCUGUAUUUUUCACAUUUUCACUGGGGACAAAGACUCACUAUUUUGGAAGGACACUACUUCAUGGAGGUGCAAAAUAUAGACCCACAGGACGUGGGUUUGUGGUUUUCCAUGCUAAGUUUGCUGAUAAUUAUAGACUUUACUCCCGUAGCCACUUUGUCAAGGGUAUUGAGCUCAUGACAUUGCUUAUUGUAUAUCAAAUAUUUGGUCAUACGUACAGAACUGCAGUUGCUUAUGUCUUGAUUACCAUAUCGAUGUGGUUUAUGGUGGGCACCUGGCUGUUUGCUCCCUUCUUGUUCAAUCCCUCUGGGUUUGAAUGGCAGAAAAUUGUUGAUGAUUGGACUGAUUGGAAUAAAUGGAUUAGUAACCGAGGAGGUAUAGGUGUACCACCUGAAAAAAGUUGGGAAUCUUGGUGGGAAGAGGAACAAGAGCAUCUCCAAUAUUCAGGAAUACGGGGAAUCAUAGUGGAGAUAUUGUUAUCAUUGCGAUUUUUUAUCUACCAGUAUGGUCUCGUUUAUCACUUAAAGAUUACGAAGAAGGGCACAAAAAGUUUUAUGGUCUAUGGCAUUUCGUGGUUUGUGAUCUUAGUAAUAUUGUUUGUCAUGAAGACGGUGUCCAUUGGGAGGCGUAAAUUCAGUGCAAAUUUUCAACUUGUCUUCCGACUAAUCAAAGGAUUGAUAUUCCUAACUUUUGUCUCGAUUCUUGUUACUUUGAUUGCUCUUCCACAUAUGACAUUGCAGGAUAUUGUUGUUUGCAUUCUCGCCUUCAUGCCAACUGGUUGGGGAAUGCUACAGAUUGCACAAGCGUUAAAACCUAUAGUACGCCGAGCUGGAUUUUGGGGAUCAGUAAAAACUCUUGCUCGCAGUUACGAGAUUGUCAUGGGUUUACUUUUGUUCACUCCUGUUGCUUUUCUGGCUUGGUUUCCUUUCGUUUCAGAAUUUCAAACACGUAUGCUGUUCAACCAAGCGUUCAGCAGAGGUUUGCAAAUUUCUCGUAUUCUUGGAGGCCAAAGGAAGGAGCGCUCUUCUCGCAACAAGGAAUAGUUUCUUAAAUAAAAUCCUUGGUUCUGGUUGCACUAACAGCUUCAGCAAGGUUUUCUGUAACAAUUCUAACUAGUAGUGACUAGGAAUGAGAAAGAUUCUAGGCUUCACUUUCGUUACAGCAUUUUAUUAUUAUUAUUAUU